AUGGGUUGGUUCAGCUCCGAUGAGAAGUCCUCCCUUGCGACUCACCCCGUCAACGUCGAUGUCACCACAAAGCACGGCUCCGCCGCUGAGCAAGAUCGCUUCGGCGAGCACUUCGGCGCUUCCACAGAUGCCAUCCGCCGCGGCGUCGACAAGGGCCUCAACAAGCUGCAACAAGCUGCCCUGGCCAAGGGCGAGGGCGCCGAGCAGGACCGCUACGGCGACCACAUGAGCAUCGGCGACCGUGGCUACAACGCCAUGAAGUCAGCGGCCAAGUACAAGGGCGAUGGAGCCGAGCAAGACCGAUACAACGCACACUUCAGCCCUGCGCUGCACAGCAUCGAUGCUGCCAAGGCGAUACAAGCUGCGGGAAGCGUGGCUGCCAACGGAGAGAAGAACGCCAAGUACUUCGGUCUUGGAUACGAUGGUCAGCAGAGGGCGAAGCUGAUGGCCGGUAGCGGCAUGGGAGCUGAGCAGGACCGUCUCGGUCAGCAUUUCCACCUCACCAGGGACGCCGUCGCCGAUGCCGCACAACGGGUCAAGGACGGUGCGAAGGACGUUCUCCCCAGGAGGUAG
Molecule: messenger RNA, 573 nt
Organism: Alternaria ethzedia
Lineage: Eukaryota; Fungi; Ascomycota; Dothideomycetes; Pleosporales; Pleosporaceae
Exons: 2
Coding region: 1-573 (190 amino acids)
Source: RefSeq, a predicted model, not a curated record